AUUGAAAACAUUCAAAAAUUGAAUUCGAAAAGAUCUUUUAAUACACGAUUAGUGACUUUAAUAAGAAGUUCUUGUAAGAAUUAAAAAUUUGAAAUUUCAUAAAAGACUUGACGAGUGAGUAGUGAGAAAAGACUGUUCAGGUAUUUCAUGCGACGAAUUGAAGGUUUUCAUGAUAAACAGACCACGUGUUAUCUCCAAUUAAAACAGUGUCACAACGUGUUUACAAAAACAAUAUAAAAGUUGUUUCGCUUUUAUAUAGUUCGUUAUAUUCUUGCUGACAUAGACAUUUUGUUAUUAGGUGUACUGUGGUCCAUACAUUUUAUUAUAAACUUUACUGCAUAUGAAUUCAUAGAAAGAACUUGUUACCGAAAGACUGGAUAAGUCAUCAAAUAAUGUCUUAUAGAGAUCGGUAUAGAGUAUCGGGUUAUCGGAGUCAACCUGUUAGUAACAGAAGUUCUUUAUACUUACCAUCGGAUUAUAAUGUUACUAAUUUUUCGGAUGAUCUAUCGGAUUUCGAUCGACAAUUUAAGAAAUUGUUGGAGAGAACAGAAAAGUUUACAAACCGAGUUGAAAAGCUUCAAAACACAGCGACAUAUAUAAAGAAGGGUUUUCUUAGGAUUGACAACACGGUUACAGGUUUGCGUUCGCAACGAGAUGUCAUUGAAACCGCGUUCGAUAGUAUCGAAAAUAGGUUGUACAACGAUGUUGGAGAACCACCAACAACAGAGGAGGAAUGGAAACGCUUUCUCGAUGCCGGCAUUUUAAUCGAAAAAGCUGUGGAAUUACUAAGAAAUCGUUAUAAGCACCCAAAACCAGUAUUUGAAUACUCUCCGGAGGAUCGCUCACCAUACUCAUACGAUGUUUCUCCAUCCACUGUACUUGUUCCAAAUCCGCACUCACCCACAGAUGCUGAAGGAAAUCGAAUUCGUGACAUCGGGAGUGAACUCCGUCCAUUAACGAUUCCUUCUCUAGCAAAUAACAUGAAAAACGGAAUAUCAAAACGAGGGCAUAACAAGAUUGAAAAACCCUUAUCGCCUUUAUCGGAAGAAAUUAUUGAACCGACAGAAACUGAACUCGUUGUUCGAAGGUGGGAAAAAAAAGAAAAAAAUGACGACAAAUCAAACGAAAAAAAUGCAAACGAAUUCCGUUCCUCAAGUUUGUUUAAGGACGAAACUAAAGUGAGUAAUUUUAAAUUUGAAAAUGCCGACACAGCCAUAAAAGAUGUCAUUCCUGGCAACGCACGACGUCCGUCGUUCUUAAAAACCUUACGAAAUGCCGCCAACAAGAAAAAAACGCGACCUUUAACGAUGUACGAGACAUCAAGCGCUGAAUUUACAGAAAAUGAGAUAAACAAAGAGAUGAACAGAAGAAGGAGAGAAAAAGAAAAAAUAGAAACGGAAAGUGAAUUCUACGAACGAACGAAUUCUAUGCAAUCCAAUUUGGACGACGUAGCUAAGAGUAUAACAUCGUCAUUUCAAUCUAGCGCAAGCUCCAGUCUAAGCACUAGCCUGAAUCUAUGUCGAGACGACGACUCACCAAUCUCGACAUUUAAAAAACGUAGUAGUAGCAGCAGUUUUCAUGAAUACAAUCCAGGAAAUAGAAUACCGCUAAAAGAAAGACUAAGACGAAAGCAAGAGGCCGAAGAAAAGGCUAACGAGAAUAAGUCCGCCGAAACAAAAGUUACGAGAAUUUCUUCUUCACCGCAAAAAACAUCCAAGCUAGUUAAAAACAAAAGUAAAGACGAAAAUAAGGACGAAAACAAUAGCAGCUUUACGUCGCGUUUUUUAAGGCGCUUCCGCUCGAGUAAAAACAACAUUUCGUAUGAAUCAGAAGAAACGACAACGCGCCGACGUCGUACACGAAAAAGAAGCGAGGAGGAGGAAAAUCCGCCGAGUGUUAGCGAGUCUGAAUUAACGACAAUGCUACAACGGCGUCGGAAAAGCGAAUCAGAGGACAUAAAACGUAAAAACAGUGAAACUAGUGAAGAAAAGAAAUCGAGCGAUAAGCUAAUAAAUAAAGAGAAAGAAUCAUUUCUGCAUAAUUCAAGUGACCUGCUCAAUGUGCAGAAAGAAGAUGUUGAAUCCCAUUGUCCGAAAGAAAGUCGAUCUAUAGCCAACGACUUCAACGACGAAUUUUUAAACUCCACACCGACGAAAACGCCUCCUGAUAUCACGUGUAGUGUUAGACCCAUUACAAGUACUCCGAAUAAUAUAUUUGGAAAAGAUGAAAAUAAUAAUAAAAAUGAUAAAGUUAAUCUCGCACGGCGUCAGGGAGAAGUACGACACGCAAGUAACGAUAAAAACGAAACCAUAACUAAAGCCAUAGACCUUUUAAACGUUGAAAAAUUGAACGUUGUUAAAAAUAAGGUUUCCACCGACGUAACGGAAACAGCACGUACUGACGUGGUACGUCGGCGACGAGUACAAGAAGACCCGACAGAUGACGUUAUGUUGAAAAAUUUAAAUCGAGAAUCGGUUUUGAUUUUUGAAGAAAACAUUGUGCCUAAAGUUAAGACAAGAGAAGAAAAAAUAUUACUUUUUCAAACACCUAAAGUAUCGAUAGAAGAGGUAUGCGAAGAAGAAAUUCAAGUUGCUGACAUCAGCAAAGAAGGAUACUUUUCGGUAGAUGUAUUUGAAAUACUUAAGACCUCACAACACCCAGUAUCUGAAGAAGAAGUUCCUUUGGUGACUCUACCAACUAAAUGUACGGUAGACGAAGAAGCGCUUGAAAGAGUUUAUCAAAUAACACCGCCUGAGAAAACAGGGAGAUUUUUUGCAGAUGUUCACAUACCUAGGAAACAAAAUGAUGAAGAGAGGCAAAAACUCCAUCGCAGUAGUUCAAACAGCUGCGAAGAAUCGUUAACAGGGAAAAUGCAUCAGGAGAUAAUUGACACAAAAACAGCUGUGGAGGAGAAAGAUAUUGUUAACUCGCCCUUAGAAAAAAACUCUUUCGCGUACAAAUCGGAAAAUGAGUUUGAUUGGAUUAACGGUGAACAUUAUCUAGAAUCAACGGAUUUAACAGGAGAAAACACGGUUACAGAAGACAACAAAUCGAAAGUAAAAGAACAAACUAUGAAAAUUAUAUUCACAAGGGAAGACGUGACUGAAAGCAGAAGCGUUACCAAACAAAGAAACGAUAUAGGAAUUGAUGGCGAUAGUAGUUAUAAUUUGCAAUGGAAUGAAGAAGGUUGUGAAUCAGAUUCGAAAUAUAUUACCCAGAAUAGCAUGAUUUCAAAGAUAUCAGCUGAUAAAAAUUCGACUAAGUUGGAAGAAGCGCUACACAAUCUAAACAUCGACGAGUUGUCUACGAAUGACUUGAACGGUGGCGAUUUAAAACUUGCUGAUGUAAGCAUAAGAAAAGAACUUGUAGGACAGACAGGAGAAGGUCUUGAUUCUGCAGUAUGUAAAACACGCAUUGGCAAUAUGUCGUUUACUUGCGACAGCAUUGAACGAAUUGCGGACAGUAAUUUAAAUGUUACCGAGCAAGUAAAAACCAGGUCAGAAACAACAGAAUAUAGCGACAUGGUUUCUACGCUUGAUUGUCACAACUUUGUCUUGGGUGACAAUGAAAACUUUACAGAAAUUAAUUUAAAAUCAGAGGAUAUGGCAACAACCACAGGAGUGCAAGCAGGCUCAGAAACCAGCCUCUGGUAUACGGAGCAAAGACCAUUCACCGAAAAAAUGGUGCAACAUAACCGUAACAAUUGUUCCGAGAUAAAAACCGAUAAUAAACCAGGUGGAGAGAAUAAUCAAAUUUUGAAUAACGAAGAUCUAGAGGCUCGACCACUAACACCGCAAUUGAGUGAGGUAGGCCGUAGUAGUUUGAUGGGGUCGUCUAAGAAGCGACUGAGUUAUCGAGAACAACGUGGGGCCCACAUGAAGCUUUUGUUGGGUUCAACCGACUUGAACGGGAGUGUAACGUCGCUACUAGAAAAAAUUGAUAAUGACGUAACUGAUGAACAAAUUGACGAUAUUCCAUCACUAAAUACAACACCGCAACGUAUACAAGCAGGAAAUACGAUGCCAUAUCGCGACUGUACCGGUUCAAUGAGCUCAUUUAUCCCGGCGACGAAUAGUGAUACGACAGAAAUUAAAUGUACAAACAAUGAAAACAACAAACCAUCUUCACCCGACAUCGACUCUGACGUAAAGCAAGCUUCACUAUUCGACGUAGAGAAGGCGCCAUUAUCCGACAUAAAGCAGGCAUCACUAUCCGACACAAUGGAGGCGUCACUACUAGACGAAAGACAAUGCACUGGACAAGCAAUAGCACCACAAAAAAACAAUGAACUUGUCUCAUCACUUGUAAAAGACAAAACGACGACACGUCAAGCUAUUUCAGCUCCGAUAAGUCCAACAAAUGAUACCGUGUUCACAUCCCUUGGCAAUAGAGGCUCCGAAAUUACAGGAAACAAGAAAAGCGUUGUUAAACCGAGGUCGGCAUCGGAACCGUCAGUUCGACCAUUGUUGGAAAAACAAAUGAGUAUAAAAGAGUACCGACGUCGUAAAUUAGAAAGCCAGGAGACGUCGUCAUCAUGUAGUGACGAAAGUAUAUUUGAAAAAUCUGAUGUGGAUAAAUCUACGAUGUCAUCAUUAGCUGACGAAAGCGAUGUCAGUAACGGUAACCAAUAUCGUAACAAGCGAUACAGCCAUAGUAAGAAAGAUUUGCGAGAUACCGAAAGAACUUCAAGUAGUUCAGAAAGUGACGCUUAUCCUCCAAAUGACGUAAAGAAUGAAAAUAAAAUGUUUCACCGCCAUUACGCGUAUAACGGAAUGCAAAGCGAUACUAGCGAAUACAGAUAUGGCGAAAAUAAAAGAAAACAUCACGACGAGGCUGUAUCGAGAACAGAUCAUCGAAAAAAUUACUCACAGUUGUCACAUAGGUCACUGGAUUCAUGAAUACUUAUUUUAAUCUUAGUAAAAUUAGUUAUAAUUUUCAAGACAUUUUCUAUCAAAAUUUCGAUUUUUCACACGAAGUAUUCCAAAAAUUUAUUUAACAUAAGGAGGGUUCGUUUUUCGUAGGAUAACAAGUCUCGUUAGUUGGGGAAGCUUCUUCUUUUGAAAUUGUCAUUGAAGGAGUCUGCAUACUAAGUUGCAUUUUACUUUUACCAUUACCCCAAAUAAAUAAAUUUACUGUAAGUUUAUAUGUUAAAAUACCGACUAUUUUACCUAUUAAAUUGUUUUGGCUCU
This is a messenger RNA of Hydractinia symbiolongicarpus, 5189 nucleotides long. RefSeq lists its product as uncharacterized. Bases 393 to 4898 code for a protein of 1501 amino acids. Lineage: Eukaryota; Metazoa; Cnidaria; Hydrozoa; Anthoathecata; Hydractiniidae. The transcript has 3 exons. The record is from RefSeq and is a predicted model, not a curated record.